Actinia tenebrosa (Australian red waratah sea anemone) is the source of this 522-nucleotide messenger RNA. RefSeq lists its product as uncharacterized. NCBI's taxonomy places the organism in Eukaryota, Metazoa, Cnidaria, Anthozoa, Actiniaria, Actiniidae. The record is from RefSeq and is a predicted model, not a curated record.
GAUUAUAAACGUAAAAUUCCUGCUAAAAAAAUGUCUGGUUUUGGGCCUCCGAGGUUUCCACAUAGACCAAGAGGUCCUUUUCCAUUUGAUCCUAGAUUUCCUCCGCUAAAUCCUCCUCCAAGGUCGUUAUCACCGGGUUUCAGACCAAGAUAUCAGGAGAACGAGUAUUUCAGGCAUCGUGGUAGGUCUGGACCAAGAGAAAGAUUUCCAACACCUCAUAGACACGAUAGACCGUCCUUUGGGAAUAGAGGCAGGGGACAGGGUUACUAUGGCAGCAAAAGCUUUAAGAGAUCAUCUGAUCAAGGCCGUGCUAUUGAAGCUUAUUACAAACACUCAAUGGUAGAAGACCCUUGGAAAGAACUUGAAGAAAAUCUUAGAAAACAAAAUCAGAAACAAGAAAAACAUGAUGGUUCGUAGUACAAAUUCAACCACAGGCAGCCUUAUCAAUGAGGAGUAUUCGAAGGAAGUGGCAGGAAUUUUUGUCAUCUGGAAAGGAAGCUUUAACAGAGAGACUGUUGUUUA